AUGUCUGGAGAGAAGCAUCGCCGGGACGUGCCCAUGCUGAUGUACGAGCCGCACCAGGAGCGCUCCAGAGCGGAGCCCUCUGCCCCGGAGCUCGGCCAGGAGGGGGGCUACGAGUACCCUUCUCCCCCACCCUACUCCUACCGAGAAACCACCAUCGUCGAGGAGCCCGUUUAUUUGGUGCCCCAGCCUCCGAUCAUCGUGGCAGGGAUCUUCUCCAGCAAACCAACAUCCACCAUCUGUCCUUCCUGCCGCCAGCACAUCACCACCCAGGUCACCUACAGACUGGGCAGGCUGUCCUACCUCCUGUGCACCAGCCUGUGCAUGGUUGGGUGCUGCUUCGGAUGCUGCUUCGUCCCUCUCUUUGUGAAGAUCUUCAAGGAUGCAGAUCAUUACUGCCCAUGCUGCCAAUUUCACAUUUAUAGAUACAAAAGACUAUAGAAACAAAGUUUAUGUAAAAAAAAAAACAACAACAACAACAAAAAAACACAGUUGAUGUAAAGCCUCCAUUUCCUAAUGGCACAUAGGAUUCUGCACAUGAAACUACUGCUAGGAAACCCACAGGACUAUGCUUAGGUUCUGCAGCUCCCUUGCUGGUGCACCCACCUGGUAAGCUCCAGUUCACCACCACAUGGUUGGACUGGCUUUAAAACAAACAAACAAACAAAAAAAUACUUCCACGACUAAUUUGCAGUGUUUAUGCUGUGUUUGAUUCACUGCCCUGUGAAGUUUCCAGUUGGUGAGUACUUCAGCUCCUCUCAAAUCUUCCCACCCAGCUGUGACACAGACUACUCUGGACCUCAGCCCACCACUAACCAAGGCCUGGACAUGCUGGACAUCAUGGAGGUUUCAGAGAAGCUCUUACAU
This is a messenger RNA of Cinclus cinclus, 864 nucleotides long. It is a transcript of the gene LITAFD, whose product is annotated as LITAF domain containing. The record is from RefSeq and is a predicted model, not a curated record. Gene Ontology annotation, molecular function: zinc ion binding. The coding region runs from base 1 to 438 and encodes 145 amino acids. NCBI's taxonomy places the organism in Eukaryota, Metazoa, Chordata, Aves, Passeriformes, Cinclidae. The transcript is spliced from 4 exons.